This is a messenger RNA of Xenopus tropicalis (tropical clawed frog), 1056 nucleotides long. RefSeq names its product canopy FGF signaling regulator 1 (gene cnpy1). The transcript has 6 exons. Gene Ontology annotation, cellular component: endoplasmic reticulum. The coding region runs from base 209 to 757 and encodes 182 amino acids. The record is from RefSeq and is a predicted model, not a curated record. NCBI's taxonomy places the organism in Eukaryota, Metazoa, Chordata, Amphibia, Anura, Pipidae.
GCGUAGGAGAUACCACGUGAAUGAUUAAUCAGCUCUUGCAACACCUGUAUUUCUUGUAUUUCUUUUACAAGAGCUAUAAAUUGCUAUGUAAGCGAGCAGGGUUUUCAAAUCCUAGAACGUGCUCUCAGAAAGCUCCUUUAAAAGGCACAUAAGGAGAGUAGAUUUCUGUUUCCAGCUUUCUGAGUUCCAGGCAAUCCAGGUAUUAAUUAUGAUGGCAAUGUUGCUUCACGUUGGAGUACUAAUAACAGCAUUUUUAAGUAGUCACGUGGAAGGAAAGAGGGAUCCAGUACUGUACUGUGGAGCCUGCAGGGCAUUGGUAGAUGAGCUGCUGUAUGAAAUUAGAAAAGUUAACCCAAAGAAGACAGUUGACGUAGGGUCAUUCAGGAUAAGUCCGGAUGGAACACAAGAACAGAAUAAGGUACCCUUAGCCAAAUCUGAAUUGUACCUGACCGAAGUUUUGGAAGAAAUAUGUGAAAAAAUGAAUGAUUAUGGACUCUACGUGGACCCUACGACUCGGGAAAAAUCCUAUAAAAGAUUCGCUCCUAGAGAUAACGAGGGUAUUGGCUCAGUGGAUUUCCAGAAUUUCCAGUUCAAUCCUGAAGAGUCAAACUCUCUCAAAUAUGCGUGUGAACGAGUAAUAGAGGAGCAUGAAGACGAAGUGUUAUCAGUUAUCACCAAGGAGAGUGAUAAUCUGGCUGACAAGCUAUGCACUGAGGAAACAGGUCUAUGUAAAGAAUUCCUGCGCAGUGAAUUGUAGAAGGUUUUGAAAGUUUUCCAGAGUCUACAAUCAAAAAUCUGAACACUAUAAAUUUCUUGUAAAGUAUUUUCUGUUUCUGUUCUUUUUUUUUUUUUUAACAUCUGGUCAUGUUUUAUAUAUGUUUUAUGCCCUUGUGUGAAUCCACAAGCUAAAGUUUUGUUCCAUAGUUGUUAUUUUCUUUUUAAUACACCUUCCUGCACACUGAAGAACCUAAAGUUGGACUAUUUCGUUCUAUUUAGUGCUGCACCCAAAAUCUUUCGGCUGUAUUCAAAGAUUAAAAAAGUGUCCUUUAAACAGAG